Caenorhabditis auriculariae is the source of this 610-nucleotide messenger RNA. The record is from the annotation of a GenBank genome assembly. Lineage: Eukaryota; Metazoa; Nematoda; Chromadorea; Rhabditida; Rhabditidae.
AUGCAAGUCUAUCUCCCUGAAUAUGACUUCACCGAUCUCGAGGACGAAAUUGAUCUGCCCGAGAUGCCCCGUAAGUCUUUCUUCAUUUUUAUAACUCAUUGCAUUUCUCCGCUUAUAUAACUUUUCUUCAAAAUGUGAAUUUACAGAGAAGAAGACAAAAAAACGAAACAUCUUCGUUCGUACCUACCGCCGCGUCGUGAAUCGCAUGCUGGCCAUCUUUGCUGGGCCACCACCGGAGUACUUUGAAGACAUGCGUACUCUGCGCGAAGCCGAGGCGGCAAGGGCCGCCGAACUGGAGGAGCAAGCCAGGGCCGCCGAGGACGCUGAGGCUGUCCGGCUGACUGAGGCCGCUCUGGCCGCUGAAGCUACUCGGCUGGCUGAGGUCGACUUGGCCGCUGAAGCUGAUCUGGCUGCUGGAGCUGCCAAGGCUGCUGCGGAGGCUAAGACCGCCGUCGACGAGGCCAAGUUUGAGGACGUUGAGGACGAGGCCGAUGAGGCUGAAGACACGCACGUCAACGACUACUAUCGCGGUGUUGCUGAGGACAUCGAAAAUGUGUCUUCGGUGCCUUCCGACGACGACGUCUUCGCUCUUCCUCUGCCUCGCAUCUGA